Messenger RNA from Caenorhabditis auriculariae, 788 nucleotides. The record is from the annotation of a GenBank genome assembly. Lineage: Eukaryota; Metazoa; Nematoda; Chromadorea; Rhabditida; Rhabditidae.
AUGGCAAAAGAAUACGAAAUGAGUCGAGGAUCGAUGAGAACUAUUGUCAAGGACAAGCUGAAGAUGAUUCCCUACCGUAUGCAGAAAGGAGCCUUCCUCAAUCAAAAAAACAAGACAUUGCGGAUGGAAAAGGCUCGAAAGCUGCUCGCUGGCACGCAAGAUGGCUCGCAUCUGACGACGCUAUUUACCGACGAGAAAAUCUUCACUGUGGAGACGAACAAGAACGGCCAAAAGCAUCGGAUCAUCGCUACUGACUAUCAGAGUGCCUGUGAAAAAGGAAAAAUUCUGAAUAAAACUUCGCAUCCGGCUUCCGUGAUGGUUUUUGCCGGAAUUACCGCUGACGGCAAAACUCCGCUGAUUUUUGUGGAUCCUGGAGUCAAAGUGAACCAAGUAUACUACAGGGAGUAGAUUUUAAAGUUGAGGGUGUUGCCCUGGGCCAAUUCUCACUACGGAAACCGACCAUGGACCUUCCAGCAAGACGGCGCCCCCGCUCAUCGUGCCAAAGGGACUCAAGAGUGGUAUCGCGCCAAUUUUCCAAGUUCAUCUCGGCUGCUGAUUGGCCUGCUUCCUCGCCCGACCUCAACCCGAUGGACUAUGCCGUGUGGAUAUAUCUGACCGAGAAGAUCUCUUCUAAGAACUACACAUGUAUCAAAGCCCUGAAGACCGCGCUCAUCAAGAAAUGGGACGAAAUCGACGACGACUACCUUCGUGCCGUGAUCGAUGCGUAUCCGAAGAGACUGAAGGCCGUUAUCAAAGCUAAAGGAGGACGUUUUGAAAACUAUUCUUGA